This is a messenger RNA of Drosophila ficusphila, 1926 nucleotides long. It is a transcript of the gene Gsc, whose product is annotated as homeobox protein goosecoid. The record is from RefSeq and is a predicted model, not a curated record. The transcript is spliced from 3 exons. The coding region runs from base 16 to 1284 and encodes 422 amino acids. Gene Ontology annotation, biological process: regulation of transcription by RNA polymerase II. Gene Ontology annotation, cellular component: nucleus. Lineage: Eukaryota; Metazoa; Arthropoda; Insecta; Diptera; Drosophilidae. Gene Ontology annotation, molecular function: DNA-binding transcription factor activity, RNA polymerase II-specific; RNA polymerase II cis-regulatory region sequence-specific DNA binding.
UCCCUGCUGGCCCAAAUGGUCGAGACCAACUCCCCGCCGGCGGGCUACUCCCUCAAGAGAUCGCCCAGCGACCUCGGCGAGCAGCAGCAGCCGGCGCCCCAGAUCUCGCGCUCCCCGGGCAACUCGGCCGCCUACCACCUGACCACGGCCAUGCUCCUCAACUCGCAGCAGUGCGGCUACCUGGGCCAGCGGCUGCAGUCCGUGCUCCAGCAGCAGCACGCCCACCAGCAGUCCCAGAGCCAGACGCCCUCCUCCGACGACGGCAGCCAGUCGGGGGUCACCAUUCUGGAGGAGGACCGGCGGGGCGGAGCGGCGGCCGCCUCCCUCUUCACCAUCGACAGCAUUCUGGGCUCCAGACAGCAGGCCGGAGGCUCCGCCGGUAGCCAGGGCAGCCACAUCAUCAGCAGCAACGGAGCGGUCCCCAACGGACUCACCUCGAACGGCAUCGGACUGGGACUGAAGCGCAGUGGCGCCGAGUCGCCCGCCUCGCCCAACUCGAACUCCAGCUCCAGCGCCGCCGCCAGCCCCAUCCGCCCGCAGAGGGUUCCUGCCAUGCUGCAGCAUCCCGGCCUGCACCUCGGUCACCUGGCGGCGGCAGCGGCCAGCGGAUUCGCCGCCUCACCCUCGGACUUCCUAGUGGCGUACCCCAACUUCUAUCCCAACUACAUGCACGCGGCGGCGGUGGCCCAUGUGGCUGCUGCUCAGAUGCAGGCGCAUGUGAGUGGGGCAGCCGCCGGACUGGCGGGCCACGGGCACCACCCGCACCACCCCCACGGGCACCCGCACCACCCGCACCUGGGGGCGCACCACCACGGACACGGGCAGCACCACCUGGGCCACCUGGGCCACGGGCCGCCGCCGAAGAGGAAGCGCCGCCACCGCACCAUCUUCACGGAGGAGCAGCUGGAGCAGCUGGAGGCCACCUUCGACAAGACCCACUACCCGGACGUGGUGCUCCGGGAGCAGCUGGCCCUGAAGGUGGAUCUCAAGGAGGAGCGUGUUGAGGUGUGGUUCAAGAACCGUCGGGCCAAGUGGCGCAAGCAAAAACGAGAGGAGCAGGAGCGGCUGCGGAAGCUGCAGGAGGAGCAAUGCGGCAGCACCACCAACGGCACCACCACCACCACCAACAGCGGCAGCAGCGGAGCCGGCAGCACCACCGGAAACGGCUCCGUAUCCGUAAAAUGCCCCGGAUCCGAUCACUAUUCAGCGCAACUAGUGCACAUCAAGAGCGAUCCGAACGGCUACAGCGAUGCCGACGAGUCCUCCGAUCUGGAAGUAGCAUAAGAAGGGCGUGGCAGGGGGUGUAUAUAGUGAGAGUUAGCCUUAAGUUGUAGGAAUAUUUCAAGGGCCAGGAGAUCAAUGUCGCAAAGAAACACAUUCAUUUAAACGUUUUAGGGGGUGUAGGCUGCAUUUAUCAGUAAUUCUAAAACAAAAAUUUGUUAAUUGAGUUAACAAAAUGAUUUAUUUGUUGAAUUCUUCACAUGACUGAGUACUUAAAAUUAUUUAUUUUAAAGAGUUUAUUAAAAUGGACAUUGACACUAAGGCCCUUAGCUCAUAAGUUUUGUUUUGUACAUAGAAAUGAAUGAACAAAUUCUCAAGCAUUUUUUGUUACUCAGUUAUAAGUUGAACAGAAGGGCGUACUAGAAAAGUAUUUAAUUAUAUUUAGUAAAAUCUGUACAGUAAUAAUUUAACGCCAACAUGUGUGUGCGCGAAUGUAUUGUAUUACGUGUGAAUGCAUUUUAUCUUAAUUGUUUCGUGUCCCGUGUCCAAGUCAAAAGUAAACGCAUCUAAUAUACAAAUCUCCUCAAAAGAGUAUUGAUAAAUAAGAACAUACCGUACUAGACAAAAGUUAAGUGUCAUUCCUCCAACGAUUAAUUCUAAUGUUAAAACUAACUUAUUGAAAACCGAAAAUAAAACAUAAAACUC